AAUUGAUUAGAAUUUGUGCUGUUCAUCAUGCUCGAAAAUGUCGCACAACGCAUGCGCAGUCGGCAAUACACGGAAGCGGUAAUUGGCGCAAAAAUAUGUGAGUGUAUUUCGUCAAUUAGCAAAACGGGUCCAUCUGUCUGAGAGAAAAGGUGAAUCUAAAUCAGGUGUUGUUGGGGAAAAGAAACAGAUCAUAUAGGACAUUUCACUCGUGAUGCAUAAGAAAUGGCUUCUCUCCCAACAAUGAAGAAUAUUUCCAACGUUGAAAGUGCCUUCAAAGCAUCCAAGAAACACAAAAACAAGAAAAUGAAAAAGGAAAAAAAGGACAAGAGCAAAAAGCGUGUGCCUGAUUUUUUGUUGCACGAUGGCUGCCAUGAGGCAGUGCUUACACAAAUGCAAGACAUCAAGAGAAGAAAAAAGCCAAAGAAGAAAAGCAAACCGAAGGAAGACUUUCAGCAACCUAAAUUAAAUAAACAGCUCAAACAACCCAAAGGUAUGCACCAAAUUCGGCCUGUUAUCUACAUCUCCCCUGAUCAGGAGACACCACAUUCAACCGAGAAGGAGUGUUAUAGAAGCGUGAAACGUAAAAAGAGAGUAAUUUUCAACUUGCUACCUGAGCAGAGCAAAGCUGCAAAGACAAAUGAUGAAGAAUUCAUAAAGACAAGCCACAGCAAACGUUUUGUUGGUGAAAGCAGCUUGGAAUCCAGCACAGCUGAAGAAAUGAACAGCCAAGACCUGUUUAUUACACAGAAAUCAUUCUUGGAUCCAUAUGUGGAGAUCUCCAGCACCUCAAGCUGCAGUGAGGCCACUACCGUGAAGGCGCCAGAGAAUCGCUCAUCUAGGUCGACAGCUGAAGCAACCACUCAAACUGAAAACUUCUUUACCUUACCAGCACUCUCCACCUCUCUCAGGUUUCAGCAGCAGAACACAUGCAAAAGCCCAGAAGAACCGGUAGACCUGAGCCUGCCGAACAGAACAAGACAAAUGCACGGCCCAAAACAAUCCGCUGUAGAUUCUGCGAAACCACCCAAGCUGAAGAUAUCAGACACGUCGAGUGAAGACGGCGGCGAUACGGUGCCAAAGGCCAAAGGUGAUCUGCUCCAGCUGAAGGUCAUCCAGACCCGCUUGAACGAGUCUUUCUUUUUUAAGGUGAAGGGCGAAGAUUCACCCAAGCCCAUAUGCCCUUUGAUGAAGCUCACGGAAAGUGUUGAGAAAAAGAUAAAGAAGUAAAAUCAGACAAAGCUAAGAUUCACAAAUUCACAAUGGAAAAAAAGCAGAGUUCUGUGCACAUACAUGAAAAGUCAAAGCUUUGUUAUUUGCGUAAUUUUAUUCUGUAUUUUACAUUGUUCGCUUCAAUGUUUAUUCAAUGUUCUUAAAUAUGAAUCUUCACUGUGUUUACAAGCAAGCAUUGUUCACAACAAUUUGUCCAAUUAAAAUAGUCUGUGGAAAAAAUUAAACUACAGUCUUAA
Molecule: messenger RNA, 1466 nt
Organism: Sinocyclocheilus grahami
Lineage: Eukaryota; Metazoa; Chordata; Actinopteri; Cypriniformes; Cyprinidae
Exons: 4
Coding region: 223-1227 (334 amino acids)
Source: RefSeq, a predicted model, not a curated record